Molecule: messenger RNA, 3133 nt
Organism: Ectocarpus siliculosus
Lineage: Eukaryota; Phaeophyceae; Ectocarpales; Ectocarpaceae
Source: the annotation of a GenBank genome assembly
GAGAGCAAGCACAGCCACCUGUCGCUGUGAUCUCGAUCGCAUCUGGUCGGAAACGAUGGGCCGAGGUGACAAGGAUCGCUACAGCAGCCGAGAUGAGCGUGGUAGCAGCAGAGAGCGGGAUGGAGGCGGGCGUGGGGAGAGAGGGUACGGCGGGAGGGAUCGCAGCAACAAGGACGACGACAGGGGGGGGAGAGACAGGGACAGGGACAGGGACAGAGACAGGGACAGUAGCCGAAAGCACGGGAGGCAUGACCGAGACAGUAGCCGUGAUCGCGGGGCGCAGGACCGAGAGGGCGGGAGCAGCAAGAGAAAGGAAUCCCGCAACAAGGUCAACAUGGGCUACGACGACGAUGAGGAGUACGGCGGUGGGGGGGGGUACGGCCGCAACCGGUCGGAAUCGCCUCCCAAGGUUGUGGACGUGGAAAAGAUCAAGCCCAACACGGAGGAGAACAAGGGAGAGAUCAGCAUGUCUGUGGAAGAGACGAACCGUGUGCGCGCCAUGCUGGGGCUGAAGCCGCUGAACGUCGGGGGUAGCGCUUCCGGGAAGCCGACAGAGGAAGAGAUCGCGGUCGAAAACAUGCGGCUGAAGAGAGAGGAGGAGGAGCAGGCCAGGGAGCUCAAGGAGCUAGAAACGCGUUUGCAGAAGGCCAGGACCAAGCGGCAGCUCAACGAAAAGUUAAAGGGGGACACCCUCGGCGAGGUGAAGCCGGGAGACGAGGAGGUGGUUAGCGCUGCUGAUUGGGUGAACCGCAGCAGGAAGAAGGCGGUGGCGAUGGAAGAGGAGCGCUUGUUGGCAAGGCAACGCGAAAGAAUCCUAGAGGAGCAAGAGAUGGAACUUGCCAACGGCGGCGGGGACGGAGACGGGAGAAGGAAGGCGGCGUACGGGGCCGAAAACUUGGCGGGGCUAAAGGUGACGCACGGGGCGGCGUCGUUCGAGGCUGGCGACUCCGUCAUCCUCACCCUGAAGGAUCAGGGGCUGCUGGACGAGGACGAGCACGGGCGUGUGACGGGGCUGAAGGACGAUGAAGACGAGCUGGAGAACGUUCACAUGAAAGAGGCCGAGCGCCGAAAGGAGCUGGACAAGGAAGCUAUUCGCGCGAAGCGAGGCGCUUAUCAGGCCUACGACGACGAAGAGUUUGAGGGCGAGAUCGGGCCCGGCGCUGAGCGGAAGGUGCUUUCCCACUACGAUGAGGCUAAGAAGGAAGGGCCCAGGCUUACCCUCGGCCAGGGCGGUACGGCCCGUGAUGCGGCAGCGGCGGAGGGAGGGGAGGAGGGGGAGAAGAAGAAGGUUUUGGAGAGCCUGAAGGUGGACGUGAAAGACGCCUCGGAGUACUACACGACGGAAGAGAUGGCCAAGUUCAAGAAGCCCAAGAAGAUGCGCAAGAAGAAACUGCGCAAGCGGGAGGAGGCAGGGGCCUCUUCCUCGCUCGGCCUAGAGGCCGCCUUGCACGACUCCAGCAGAAACGGGUCCUCAGGUGCUAACGCCGCCGCCAACGGGGGUCGUAACGCCUCCUCCUCCUCUUCGGGAGGGGGUUCCGCAGCUACGAACGGGGGGGGGGACCACGGGUCGAGGGCGAGCCGGGCGGCCCGCCUAGCGGCCUCUGAAAAGGCGGACAGGGGGGAGGACAAGAGGAAGAGGUUCGACACCGCGCUGGCGAGGGCCGGCGAGAGGGCGAGCGAGAAGCUGGCGGAUAGCUUCGCCAAGCCGCCGCCGCCGCCGCCGCCGCCGCCGCCGCCUCCGCCGGCUGCGGCGGAACCGGAGGCGUUUGCCGAAGAGCUGGACAGCGACCUAGGGGUGUCCUUGGCGAGGGCCAGGAGGCUGGCUCAGAUGAAGGACAAGGCGAAGGCCCGCAAGUCUAGGGACAUCGGGGAGGCCGUUCGUGACGCCAUGGCGCGGAAAAAGGUCAAGACCGAAGCAGCGGAGGAGGGGCCAAAGGCCGAAGACAAUGGAGGAGGAGGAGGAGGAGGAGGAGGAGGAAGUGCCAUGGCCGUGGACAGCGGCGGCGGAGGCGUGUCCGUGAAGGAGGAGGUCGGUGGGGACGGCGGAAUGGUGUUCACGUCUACCACCGAGUUCACCAGCCGACUGGAGGCGACCCUUGAGGAGCGCAAGCGCGACAGCAUCAAGGCAGCCGAGAGGACGAGGGUGAAAGAGGAGCUAGAGGCCAAGAAGGCGAAGCAGGGCAAGCAACACGGAAAAGACGACGCGAUGGACGUUGACACGGUCAAGGGGGAAGGCGACGUCAAGAAGGAGGCGGAGGAUGAAGCUGCCAAGACGAAGGCCAAGCGAUCGAGAUGGACGACGAAGAAAGAGAACGGGGACGACGAGGAGGAAGAGCCAGAUGCGGACGAAAUAGAGGCAAUGUUGGAACGAGCGGAGGAAGACAGCGAUGACGACGAACAGAUGGGUUUCUUGCACAAGCAGCCCCUGGCGAAGAACGGCAUGGCAGCGACUCUCGCCCUCCUCAGGCCUUCGGGUGUCCUCAAUGAAAAGUUCCACCGAUCCGGGCGAGCGAAGGACGCUAGAAAGCACCACGGGGAGGCGGAAGAGACCCGCGAGGACCGAGAGUCGGGCGCCAAGCUGGAAUACCGCGACGAGUGGGGUAGGGAGAUCACCAGAAAGGAAGCGUUCCGCAACCUCUGCUACAAGUUCCACGGGUACGGUUCCGGCAAGAAGAAGCAGGAGAAGCGUCUCAAGCUGGUGGAGGAAGAGAAGAAGAAGGAACGAGCCAUGGACCUACAACGGCUCAAGACGCUGCAGCAAACCCAGGAGAUUACCAAGCAGGCGUUCGUCGUGGUGCAAGGGGGUUCCCACGUGGGCGCGGCGCUGCCCCCCCCCCCUCCCGGCCUGGAGCUGAAGAAGAAAAAAGGCCCAGGAACAGGCCAAGGCGGCCAAGAUGAAGAGCGGGACGAACGCCGGGGCCGGGAUGAAGCCCAGAGGAAGGCGAAACAAGAGAAUUCUUUGUUUUUGGAUUUGAUGCGACGACUACGUCGCCGGGUGCCGCCGCCUUUGUUGCUUGGACACUGUGUAAGAGUAGGCGCGAUCGCUGGAGUUUGUCGCAGGACGGGUAUGUGUGUUUUGACCUUUGGUCCUCGUGUUUUCCUUAUGCAGCAGCAAGCGAUCGCUAAAGCUUGA